Gongylonema pulchrum is the source of this 219-nucleotide messenger RNA. The record is from the annotation of a GenBank genome assembly. NCBI's taxonomy places the organism in Eukaryota, Metazoa, Nematoda, Chromadorea, Rhabditida, Gongylonematidae.
AUGGACGAAACAGAUAAUGGAACGGUAUUAGCGCACGGUCAAGUGAACAAUGGGGAGGCCACCAGUGAGGUGGAGAGACCCGAUGGUACGCCUGUGUGGUAUCGCGUGGACUCGGCGAGCACAACAACGAAUCGUAUGGAGAAGUUGCCAGUCUGGAAGGAUCGAUGGUACAUCGAUGGCGUGACAACGGGCGUCGAUGACAAACAGCUGCUCAAGUGA